AUGGAUUCUCGAAAUUAUGCAUUCAGAGAAUCAUCCCCAAAUGGGUUUUACGUUCUAUCCACCGAAGAACUGAAAGGGUUUGAUCCAUUUUCACCCUUUCAAGAGGCAGCAACUCCAAUUCCACAACCACCAACGGUUGGGACUAGAAAAACUGAUUCGGAUCAACAAAGUGAGGCUGAAGUGCAGAGUGCACCUGCAGCCAAAGCAUCUUCUCCUAAGUUAUCUACUUCAACUGUGAAGCCUCGUCUUGGGGCUAUCCUAGAUGGACUCUGGCUUAUACUCUCCUCAACUUAUCUGUUGUAUGUGUCUUUAUUCCUGGGGCUGAGUGCAGUUGUCUCCUCAUUCUUCUAUUUUCAGAAAGUGACUGUUUUUGCCAUGACUGUUGCAAGCUCUGUUGAUAGAAGAAGAUUGUUUGCCCAGAUAAACAGCUUCAUUGCUGUUAUUAUUCUUGCUGGACAACUAACUUUAACAGGACAUAUCCUUUCUAUUGCUGGGGUUACUGUGGCUAUUUGUGCUGCUCCAUUUGUUGCCUUUUCAAAUAUGAUUGCUAUUGCAAUAUGGCCAACUUGGGUGGUGGUUGCUGCUUCUGAGACCAUACGAAAGGUGGUUACUUAUGUUGUGACCAGGCCUGGAAGAGAACUUUUAUUUACUGUGGUCUCCCAAGAGGAGAAAUACAAAGCUAAGGUAUGCAUAGAUGUAAUUGUCCAACGACUUGGAGAUGCAUCCGCAGCAGGAAUGUACAAACUACUGUUUGGCACUCUCCAUGGGAGAACAUCAACCGUUUCCCUCUAUGCCCUUCCUGUAAGUCUAAACCAACUUCCCAGAUAUUUAUAUUUUAAGUCUCAAACAUGUUUUCAUUCAAUUCAAUGAGCUUUUUCAUUGUCAGUAUCUAACUGCUUCUAGCUAUUUUUGUUCUCAACUUUGGUACAUU
This is a messenger RNA of Pistacia vera, 931 nucleotides long. RefSeq lists its product as uncharacterized. The transcript has 6 exons. Bases 1 to 870 code for a protein of 289 amino acids. NCBI's taxonomy places the organism in Eukaryota, Viridiplantae, Streptophyta, Magnoliopsida, Sapindales, Anacardiaceae. The record is from RefSeq and is a predicted model, not a curated record.